Podospora anserina S mat+ is the source of this 771-nucleotide messenger RNA. RefSeq lists its product as uncharacterized. The record is from RefSeq and is a predicted model, not a curated record. The transcript is spliced from 2 exons. The annotation marks the transcript as partial. Lineage: Eukaryota; Fungi; Ascomycota; Sordariomycetes; Sordariales; Podosporaceae. Gene Ontology annotation, molecular function: protein binding; microtubule site clamp. Gene Ontology annotation, cellular component: nucleolus; chromosome, centromeric core domain; monopolin complex. Gene Ontology annotation, biological process: attachment of mitotic spindle microtubules to kinetochore; homologous chromosome segregation; meiotic sister chromatid segregation.
GCGGACCUAACCAAAUCCCACUCGGCCCUCGAAUCCAAAUACAACGCCCUCCGCGACACCACCGUCCCCCAAGCCGAAAAAACCUUUGACUCGUACCGGAAAACAUCCGAGUCCAAAUCCAAGCUCGCGGACCAGCUGAUUGCCUCUUUAAAAGCCGAGCUUUCCACCGCUAAACAAUCCAGCGCUGUCAUCCCCUCCCUCCAAUCAGACCUGUCAACCGCCCAGGCUCAAAUCGCGAAAUUUGAGGCUCAGGUUGCGGAGCUGAACAAGACGAUUGCGGAGCAAAAGACGGAGAUCAAGGCGCUGAAUAUGAAGUUGGCUGCUGCGAGGAAUGCGGAAGCGGCGGCGAAUAGCAGGAGUGUGACGGCGCAGGUGCCGGGGAGUGCGAUGAAAAAGACGUUGGGGGUUGGUGGGGAAGGAGGAUCUAGUAUGCGGAUCUUGCAUCCGGGGUUGAUCGUCAGGGGGGUGAAUGUGGGGGGGGAGGGGGUCGAGUUUGAUUGUUUGCAGACUGGGAGGAAUGGGAGUAAGUUUUCCUGUGACGGCGGAGAGAAAACGGUGGCUAAUAUGAUGGCAGCAUUACAUUUUAAACUCACAAUGUCGUCUGGGGAUGGGGAUGAGUCGCAGUGCGAGUAUAACCCCAUGUUGGAUACCAAUAGGGACAGGGCGCUGAUUGAUGUGCUGCCGGAGUUUUUGGUGGAUGAGAUUGCUUUUCCUAGGGCGCAGGCGGGGAAGUUUUAUCAGAGGAUCAUGAGGGCUUUGAAUGAGUCUUGA